AUGAAUAUAAACGAACUCAACCACUUGAUAUAAAAAUGUUAUAGCAUAGAAAAACAAUUAGGAGGGAAUGCAGAAGCCACCAAAAAUGUCUAAAAGUCAAGAGAAUUUGAUGUUAUUAAAGAUUUGUUAGUUGCUAAGAUAUUUCAAAUUAGCAAACUAUAAGAUUAAAGAGACGAAAAAAUGGCUAAGUAUGGGAAUGAUAGAGAUUAAAUUGCUAUGGGAGUGUAAAUAAGAGAUGAAAUUCAUGAAGUUGAUAGAAUGAUCAAGCAAAUGGGUGAAUCUCUAGAAAGGAUGAGCAGAAAAGUAAAGCAAUAUUCACCUCAAGAAAUCGAACUUAGAGCUAAGAUUUUACAAAAAUAUAAACAGAAUGUUGAGAAUUUAAAAUUAAGAGAAUAAGGGGAGCGUGCAGAAGACACAGAAAACGAAAAACCAUUACUUCUAAAAGAUUUAUAAUAAUAGCUUUACAAAAACAAACCAAAUAGAGAAGUUGUUUAUCAAAUUACAAAAGACGAAUAGGAAGCUUUGGAUCGAUUUGCUAAAAACGAUGAAAUAAUAGAUGGAAAAUUAGAUGUAAUUAUUGAUGGAAUGGGCUAAUUGAAUCAUAAAGUACAAGUUUAAGGACAGAAAAUUGAUUAAACAAAAGUUCAAAUCAAACAAACGGAUAAACAGGUUGAUAAAACCAAUAAAACAUUAUAGCACUCCAAUAAAUAAUUAAAAGAACUUCUCAUAAAAUUUAGAUAACCAAACAAAUUUUGUUUAGAUAUCACACUCUUUUUAUUAUUCUUAGGAAUAAUUGGUGUAAUAGUCAAUAUGUUUUAUUCUAAAAAAUGACAAAUGAUUUUGCUUCAAAUUUAUUCAUAAUCUGAUAAAUUAAUAAAAAGUCUUUAUUAA
Paramecium tetraurelia is the source of this 891-nucleotide messenger RNA. RefSeq lists its product as uncharacterized. The record is from RefSeq and is a predicted model, not a curated record. The transcript is spliced from 5 exons. Lineage: Eukaryota; Ciliophora; Oligohymenophorea; Peniculida; Parameciidae.